CCUUAUGUGGUGUGUGUGUUUGCAGGGAGAAGGACAAGAUCCACGUCGAAUGGGUGCAGAACUUGAACAACGUGUGGAAGGAGCUGCAGGAGUAUGUGAGGAAGUACCACACCACCGGCCUGUCCUGGAACACUCGGGGCGGCAACGCCAUGAACAACCUCAAGACAGCCCCCCCCAACUGUGGCAUCCCUCCCCCACCACCACCUGGCAUCCCUCCCCCUCCUCCCCCAAUGGCGAUGCUGGAGCCCAAGGCCGUGGCAGCGGACGACGGCCGCUCCGCACUCUUUGCCUCCAUCAACAAAGGGGCUGACAUAACCUCGAGUCUCAAGAAGGUGACCGAUGAUAUGAAGACUCACAAAAACCCCAAUCUUCGUGAGGGUCCCAAACCCUUCGUCAAACAGUCUAGUCCUGGCGCCCGUGCCUCUCCCUCCCGAGACCCCUUCUCUGGCACCCCCAGGAAGGCCCUUCAAGGCAAGAAGUGGUUUGUUGAGUACCAGAAGGACCAGAAGAUAGAGAUUGAUGGCAGGAUGGACCAGAGUGUGUACAUCUUCAGGUGCAUGAACACUGUAGUUCAAAUUAAGGGUAAGAUA
Molecule: messenger RNA, 590 nt
Organism: Eriocheir sinensis (Chinese mitten crab)
Lineage: Eukaryota; Metazoa; Arthropoda; Malacostraca; Decapoda; Varunidae
Product: adenylyl cyclase-associated protein 1-like
Exons: 4
Biological process (GO): cytoskeleton organization; regulation of adenylate cyclase activity; cell morphogenesis
Cellular component (GO): cytoplasm
Molecular function (GO): adenylate cyclase binding; actin binding
Source: RefSeq, a predicted model, not a curated record